Messenger RNA from Micromonas commoda, 1992 nucleotides. It is a transcript of the gene ASN2, whose product is annotated as asparagine synthase. The record is from RefSeq and is a predicted model, not a curated record. Bases 1 to 1989 code for a protein of 662 amino acids. Gene Ontology annotation, cellular component: cytosol. Lineage: Eukaryota; Viridiplantae; Chlorophyta; Mamiellophyceae; Mamiellales; Mamiellaceae. The transcript has a single exon. Gene Ontology annotation, molecular function: asparagine synthase (glutamine-hydrolyzing) activity.
AUGUGCGGCAUCUUCGCCGUCAUCGGCCUCACGGGCGACCCGCUGCACAACAGGAAGCGGGUGUACGGACUGUCCAAGCGCAUUCGCCACCGCGGCCCGGACUCGUACAAGAUGGACGUUUCCAUCAAGGAGGACGGUAAGCAGACGUACAUGGUCCACAAGCGCCUCUCCAUCGUCGCGCCCGGCCCGUCGGGUGAGCAACCGCUCUACACCGACGCGUCGCACGACACCACCUUCAUCGCCAACGGCGAGAUCUACAACCACGGGCACCUCCGCGAGAAGUACAACAUCGUGUCCGAGAACAAGAGCGACUGCCAGGUGAUCGGUCACCUCUACGAGCAGAACGGACCCGAAUUUAUCCGCGAGCUCGACGGGAUGUUCGCGUUUGUCAUCGAGGAUCGCAAGACGGGCACCAUCAUGGCGGGCCGCGACCACAUGGGCAAGAUUCCCUGCUACAUCGCCUACGGCAAGGACGGCAGCGUGUGGUUCUCCAGCGAGAUGAAGACCCUGGUCGACGACCCGGGAAUCGCCAAGUACGAGAUUUUCCCGCCGGGCCACUACUACAUCCGCGAGAAGGGUGAGACCGAGGGCAAGAUGGUCCGCUGGUACGACCCGAAGUGGGUCACCGACGUGGAGUACAUCCCCGAUCGCAAGGCGGACUACACCGAGCUCAGGGAGACCGUCGUCGACGCGGUGAAGAAUCGCCUGAUGGCGGACGUUCCUUACGCGGUGCUCCUCUCCGGCGGCCUCGACUCCUCCCUCAUCACCUCCAUCGCGGUGAGGCACAAGAAGGAGUCCAAGAACACCUUCGGCGCGGACGAGCCCGUGCAUUCCUUCUCCAUCGGCAUCAAGGGCGCGCCCGAUCUCAUCGCCGCCAGGAAGGUGGCCGACGCCCUCGGCACCGUCCACCACGAGAUCCACUUUACCCCCGAGGAGGCGCUCGACGCGCUCCCGGAUAUCGUCUGGCACCUCGAGACGUUCGAGCAGGUCCGCGCGUCCGUGCCGAUGUACCUGCUGUCUCGCGCCAUCAAGAGCUACGGCUUCAAGAUGGUGCUCUCCGGCGAGGGCGCGGACGAGCUCUUCGGCGGCUACCUCUACUUCCACAAGGCUCCCUCCGCCGCGGAGUUCCACAAGGAGUGCGCCAGGAAGACCACCCGCCUGCACCAGUGGGACGUCCUUCGCGCGAACAAGUCCACCAUGGCGUGGGGCAUCGAGGUUCGCACCCCGCUUUUGUCCCAGCAGGUGUGCGACUACGCCAUGAACACCGACCCGGAGCAGAAGAUGAUCCGCAUGAACGAGACGGACGAGGACGGGCACCCGUUUCUCGAGAAGUACCUCCUCCGCAAGGCUUUCGACACCCCCGACCAGCCUUACCUCCCCGACGAGGUGCUCUGGCGCCAGAAGGAGCAGUUCUCCGACGGCGUCGGCUACGACUGGGUCGACGGCCUCCAGGACUACGCCAACAAGAUGGUGAGCGACGAGCAAUUCGCCAACCGCGAGCAGAGGUUCCCCCUCAACCCUCCCACCACCAAGGAGUACUACCUCCUUCGCGAGAUCUUCGAGGAGCACUUCGUCACCGGAAUGGAGAACGGCGACUGCGCGUACGCCACCUGCCCCUUCGGUAAGUCCAUCGCGUGCUCCACCCCCGAGGCGGUCGCCUGGGACCCGGAGUGGGAGAAGAGCGUGGGCGACAUCUCCGGCCGCGCGGUUAAGAACGUGCACGUGGCGGGUGACAAGUUUGACCUCAAAAAGGACGGGGCUGGCAAGGACACGAAGUCCUCGGCGAAGGAGAAGAAGCCGGCGGAGGCGGCGAGCGUGAUGGCCAUCAUCGGCGGACACGCGGGCGUGAGGGGGAGCGUGGCGGUGAAGGCUGCCAAGGGCCCCGUGAAGAGCGGGGCGAGGGCGCUCGGCGGGCGAGGACGCGCGGCUGUCAAGUCGCGGUUUGUCGGCCUUCGCGCCGUCAGGGCGAGCGCGGUGGCGUUCGCGUGAUGA